Diachasma alloeum is the source of this 2485-nucleotide messenger RNA. Its product is annotated as probable 18S rRNA (guanine-N(7))-methyltransferase. NCBI's taxonomy places the organism in Eukaryota, Metazoa, Arthropoda, Insecta, Hymenoptera, Braconidae. Gene Ontology annotation, biological process: rRNA (guanine-N7)-methylation. The record is from RefSeq and is a predicted model, not a curated record. Gene Ontology annotation, cellular component: nucleolus. The coding region runs from base 165 to 992 and encodes 275 amino acids. Gene Ontology annotation, molecular function: rRNA (guanine) methyltransferase activity. The transcript is spliced from 4 exons.
UGAGUCGACAGCAGCGCUCGAGACGUCGUAAAUACAUGAAUAUAGGUAUGUACACACGCUUAACCUUGAGUACAUGAGCCCCAGAACACGUGGACUGUCCGUACCCCUUCGAAACUCGACUAUUUUCAUUUUUCCAAUCAAUUGUUGCAAUUCCAAAUCAAAAUAUGUCACGAAGACCUGAACAUCUGGCGCCUCCAGAAGUGUUUUACAAUGAAGAUGAGGCACGAAAAUACACGCAGAGCUCCAGGAUGAUGGAGAUUCAGGUGCAGAUGUGCGAACGAGCUAUUGAGUUACUUCUGCUGCCUGAGGACGAGCCCUGCUUCCUUCUGGACGUGGGCUGUGGCUCUGGACUCAGUGGGAGUGUCCUGGAGGAGCAGGGACACGUUUGGAUUGGAGUGGAUAUUUCCUCGGCGAUGUUGAAUGUGGCUUUGGAGAGAGAAGUCGAGGGUGACCUCCUCCUCGGAGACAUGGGCCAUGGCAUGCCCUUCAGAGCCGGGAGUUUCGAUGGAGCGGUCAGCAUAUCCGCCCUCCAGUGGCUCUGCAACGCAGACAAGACCUCCCACAAUCCUGUGAAGCGUCUCCAAAAGUUCUUCGUCUCCCUCUUCGCGUGCCUGUCUCGAACAGCUCGAGCUGUCUUCCAGUUUUACCCGGAGAAUGGCGAACAGAUCGAACUCGUGACUACUCAAGCCACCAAGGCUGGGUUUUAUGGAGGGGUUGUGGUGGAUUAUCCCAACAGUACGAAAGCCAAGAAGUUCUUUCUGGUUCUCAUGACUGGGGGCGCCAUGCCCCUGCCCAAGGCCCUGGGGGAUGAGCACCAGAACUCGACCAUCAGCUACACCUCCAGGAGGGAGCACAUGAAGAAAGCCAGGGGGAAGAGUCUCAAGAAGUCUAGGGAGUGGAUCCUCGAGAAGAAGGAGAGGAGGAGAAGGCAGGGGAAAGACACGAGGGAAAAUACGAAGUACACUGGGAGGAAACGAAGUGGAAGGUUCUAGGGAAAAUGAAAAUAAAUUCUGCUUUCUGUAUAUAAAUUGGAAAAAACAUUGAUGAAUCGGGUUAAGGUGUUUCGUGGGGAGUCUUAUUGCUCUCGAGCCCUGAGUCAAUCGCUGAGCACGACAUUUUCCUAUUUUCAAGUGACUGUUUAAGUGUGCGUUUGAACAUUUUUUGAAUGGUGAUUUUAUUUAUCGGAUUGAUUCAAGGGUUUAAUGAUUUUGAGGGUCAAUUGACCCGUCGAAACGUCCAGAGUCAAGGGUUAAAUUAUUUUGAGGGUCAAAUGACCCUUCGAAACGUCCAGAGUCAAGGGUUAAAUUAUUUUGAGGGUCAAGUGAUCCUUUCAAACGUCCAGAGUCAAGGGUUAAAUUAUUUUGAGGGUCAAGUGACCCUUGAAAACGUCCAGAGUCAAGGGUUAAAUUAUUUUGAGGGUCAAGUGACUCUUGAAAACGUCCAGAGUCAAUGAUGAAAUGGUUCUGAGGGUCAAGUGACUCUUGAAAACGUCCAGAAUCAAGGGUUAAAUUAUUUUGAGGGUCAAGUGACCCUUGAAAACGACCAGAAUCAAGGGUUAAAUGAUUUUAAGGGUCAAAUAACUUUUGAAAACGUCCCGAGUCAAUUGUUAAAUGGAAAUACUUGGAAAUUUCUCCCAUGAUUUUUCCAAAUUUAUUUUCAUUAUUUUGACUUUUCAAUCGAAACACUUUAAUAAAUUUUUUCUAUGUACAGUAUUUAUUUUGGUACAUGCUGGGGGGUUUAUUCUGGCACGAGGAACAUUGAUACACUCCGGUGGAUGGGCUUUGGUAACGUGACUUCCAAUUCCUGCCUGUCCACCCACUGAUACUUGACUUUAUCCUGAACAUUUCCGUUUACGUGUUUUGCUAGGUAAUAAAAAAUUUUUGCACCACGCGAACCCUUUUCUCUCACUGCUCUUGGGUAGACGUACUUGUAGAAUCCUAUGGGGGCAUUCCCGUAGAUUUUUGCGGACAAAUUUUCACCGCAGGUGCUACGUAAGAUUCUUUCUGCACUCUGGGAAGAAAUGGAAAAUUAAAAAUUAUUGAGUGAUUUUAUUUCGAAGGAUUUAAGCGUUCUAAUAAUUUUUCUCAUUGCAAUCCUCUUCAAUGUUUGUAGAAUUAUUUUUGCAAUGAUUUAGUUAUUUGGAAUUAGAAGACUUAAAUUUAAUUUGGCGGUUUCAGGCGUCAGGAAACUUUUUAAUGAUGAAAUAAUUAAAAAAUUUCAGUUUACGAAUAUUACGACAUUUUUCGUAAACAAUUCGUUAACAAAAGAACUUUAGUAAUAUUUUCAUUCAUUCAUUCUUUGAGAACUAAUAAAUUCUUUAUUCGAUCAAGCUCAAAAUUAUUAAUAUUAACAAAAUAUAUUUAUUUGAAGUGAAAAAACGACGAAAAUUAGGUUUAAGUAAAAAAACAUUUUGUCAUGUACAAUGAACCAUUUUACGCGAAAAAAGGAUUUCCAAAAGUCAAAAUAAUUUCCAUUAUCUAUUUAU